AGUACAGUUAAAAAAUUCUAUAAUUCACAACAGGGGUAUAAAAAAAAACUACCCAACACACAAAUCAGUGAAAGUAUCUUAACAAAUCUAUCAGUAUGCAACAUAGAUCCAGAAUUUACGAUAGUGGCAAACAACAGCAUCCAGAAUCCUUUCUCCAUGAGUGAACUGAAACAAGGUAUAAACAAUAAAAAGGACACAGCAACGGGCAUUGAUGCAAUCACUUAUUCAAUGAUCAAAUAUUUACCAGAGGCAGCCUUAAAAAGCUUACUUCAUAUGUACAAUAAGGCACUAGAGGGAAAAGAGAUUCCUGAGAGCUGGAAAACACAAAUAAUACUCCCGUUUCUCAAACCUACCAGAAAUCCGCAACUCGUAGAUAGUUAUAGAGCCAUAGCCCUCUCAUCAUGUGUAGGCAAAAUAAUGGAACACUUUAUUAAAAACAGACUGGAAUGGAUAUUGGAAAAUAACCAUACAUUCAACAGCUUCCAAUCAGGGUUUAGAAAAGGUAUGGGAAUUCAGACUAAUAUUGCUUUUCUUACAUCUUAUAUUCAGGCAGCAUUUUCAGAGAAUAAAAGUGUGUUGGGAAUUUUCCUAGAUAUAAAAGCCGCCUAUGAUCAUGUAAACAUUUAUAUACUUUAUAAAAAAAUGUUAGAUUUAAAUCUCCCAAUAGAACUAACUAACCUUACAUUCAAGCUUCUUCAUAACAGGAAAAUAUAUGUCAAAGAUGAGGAAGAAAAUCUCAUAGGUCCGACCUUUACAACACAAGGUUUAGCACAAGGAUCACCACUCAGUCCGUUACUAUUUAACAUCUAUAUACAUUCGAUUUAUGAAAUAAUACCAGAGGAAUGCAUUUUAUUGUCAUAUGCAGAUGAUCUAGUACUGCUAAACAAACAUCAAAACCCAAUCCAAGCAGCAAUAGGAUCAAAUUUAAUUCUUGCAGACAUAAGUGAAUGGCUAGCGAAACACAGCUUCUCUAUUUCAGUAAACAAGAGUGAAGUAGUAUGGUUUGCAAAAACUAGUAAUAGCUACAUAUAUCCAGAAAUCGUUAUGGAUCAGCAGAUCAUCCCUCGUAAAAAAGAAAUUAAAUAUUUAGGAGUCACCCUCACAGAAAACCUUAACUGGAACCCCCACAUAGAAAACAUAAGAAGUAAGGCUAUUAAAGGUAUUAACGUAAUGAGGGCAAUAGGGAAAGUUUGGUGGGGUGGGGACCCUGCCACUUUACUACUGGUAUAUUAUGGUCUGGUGAGAUCCCAUUUGGACUUCGGCAGCAUAUUCAUAAAACCAUCAAACAAAAACACCUUGCGUAAGCUAGAUACAGUACAAUUUCAAGCCCUAAGGGUUAUCCUCGGAUGCAUGAAGUCAACUCCUACAACAGCAUUGCUGGCAGAAACUGCAGAGAUGGCACUAGAAUUUCGAAGAAAAUGGUUGGCAACGAAAUUUAUGACAAAAAUGUACAGCAUUCAAGAUAAUCCGAUUUUAAAGGUAAUCAAAGAUAUUAAACAAGCGUGUACUUAUAAGAUAGGAUAUUGGAAACAAAGAGAGAGACCAUACCUAGUGGAGGCACUUGACCAACUAGAACCAUACAAAAGUAUAAUUCACACAGCAAAUGUGAUACCCUGCUUCUCGUUCAACAUGGACAUACAAUACACACGACUUCCCACAGUGCAAUUAAAAAUCAGCAAGUCAGAUCAUCAUCAAAAUAUGAUAUUCAAAGCAGCAACAGAGAAAUUAAGUGAAAACUACCUAUUUAUCUAUACUGAUGCAUCAAAAAGUGGGAAUGCUAAGGAAGCAGAGACAGGCUACGGUGUAUACAUUCCCAAUAUCAACUAUUCAUACUCAUCUAGAUUACCAUCAGCAUUGAAUAUAUGCACAGCAGAAAUAGUGGCUAUUGGUAAGGGGGUAAAGGAAUGUCUGAAUCGAGGUAUUACUGAUUGUAUUGUCUUUACCGACUCCAGAAGUGCUAUACAGAAACUAACAAAAGUUGGCAUAAAUGCAAAUAAUGAUCAUACCACAUUAGAAACGAAACAGCUAUUAGUAGAGGCAAACUCAGAUAACAAAAAAUAUAAAUUGUGCUGGAUCCCCGGUCAUUCAGGAAUAGAGGGAAACGAAUAUGCUGAUAAGUUGGCAAAUAUUGGGAGAGUACUUAAUGUCCCACAAAGUAUGAAAAUAAACUACACAGAUGUUUGGCCAAUAUUGAAAAGUAAAAUAAGGAGGGAACAUGACAUAUGCUGGAAAUCACAGACACAGACUAAAGGGAGAUGGUAUUCUGGAAUUCAACCCUCAUUUCCAGAUAAACCCUGGUUUAAAAAAUUUCCCUAUAUAGACCGAAGACACCUGACUAAUAUAAUAAGGAUGAGGACAGGGCACUGUUGCACAGGAUCACAUCUAUAUCGACUAAAAAUAAAAGAUCAUCCAUUCUGUGAAUGUGGAAGAGAGGAGAAUAUAGACCAUAUUCUUUUGCAAUGUCCCAUAAGAAAAGGUACACAGUUUGAUCUUAGAGAUGAACUAAAAAAACUAGGGGUCCCAGUUAGUUUUAAUAUACAAGAUAUUCUUUGCAAUCUAACUUUUGAUCAACUAAAAUUAAUUGUUACUCAUUUAAAUAUUAACAAGGUCAAUUUGUGAAAUACAAACUCAAUUGUCCCAUAUUUCUUUAUCCUAUCCUGUCCUGGGUUCUAGUCUAACCGAGGUAACAUUUCGGGUUGUGAAAGCUCUGCCGUUACCCCGGAGCGAGAAGAGUUUUAUCCCUAUGUUGUUCUAUUUGUCUAAACUAACAUCUCUCAUCACAGGGUAUAUUUCUAUACGUAUAAAUUUGUUAGAUAUUAUGAACGUCUAAAGAAAUGAUUUUAAUAUUUAAGAAUAAAGAAACAGGAAAUAAAAUACUAAAAUCCGUUAGCCGAAACAUAACCUAUCAUAUUAAGUAAUUGUCAAAAAAAAGCGUAGAAUCUUCUUGUUUGUCUUUAGAGUGCUGCAGUAUUGCUAAGAGCAAGACAACUGCAACACGAAAGAAAUGUGCUGGCAGAUGCACUUGUAUGCAAGCCAAAAAAAAGAAGUGGAAGUGGAAGUAUUUGGUUCUCUCUAGCCGCAAGUUGAUUUUUGUGUUUAUUUUUAUAAUUUCAGCUUUAACCUAACCUAACAUAAUCAGAUUCAAAGAUGAUUUUAUCGUUUUUAUUUCCAUUUUGGAAGAAGGAAUGAAGGAAAUUUACAGAUAUGACAAACAUCUAGCUAGAAGAUGGAAUCUUGCGUUUUUAAAAGAAAAAAAGCUAGUUCCAGAAGUAAGCUACCAAUAAUAAACUAAAGAAUGUAUUACAAGAAAUAACAACGCUAAUACUCAACAUAGUUCAAUUGCUUCAGAUAGAAAAAAAGGAGGAAAGGGUACAACACAAACGUGCCAGAGAAAAUGAAAGGGCAGAAGAGAGACACAAAAUUCAUUGAUUUAUUAAAUUUAAAAAUUAAAUUAUACAAAGGAUAAUUAAAUAAAAAAUUAAAAAAUGA
Diabrotica virgifera virgifera (western corn rootworm) is the source of this 3489-nucleotide messenger RNA. RefSeq lists its product as uncharacterized. The coding region runs from base 157 to 2619 and encodes 820 amino acids. The record is from RefSeq and is a predicted model, not a curated record. NCBI's taxonomy places the organism in Eukaryota, Metazoa, Arthropoda, Insecta, Coleoptera, Chrysomelidae. The transcript has 2 exons. Gene Ontology annotation, molecular function: nucleic acid binding; RNA-DNA hybrid ribonuclease activity.